Epinephelus moara (kelp grouper) is the source of this 6283-nucleotide messenger RNA. Its product is annotated as ADAMTS-like protein 2. The transcript is spliced from 20 exons. Gene Ontology annotation, molecular function: metalloendopeptidase activity. Gene Ontology annotation, biological process: extracellular matrix organization. The record is from RefSeq and is a predicted model, not a curated record. The coding region runs from base 54 to 3107 and encodes 1017 amino acids. Lineage: Eukaryota; Metazoa; Chordata; Actinopteri; Perciformes; Serranidae. Gene Ontology annotation, cellular component: extracellular matrix.
GGAGCCGACGUAAGGGGAGGGGAAGUGUAGUCGGUCCAUGACAUGAAUGAACCAUGUUCGGUAACGGAGGCUUAGCUCUCCCGGUUUGCUCCUUUCUCCUACUACACCUCCCGGUUCUCCCGCUAACGAACAACUGGUCCGUUAAGGACAGAAGUGAAGGGAGGGUGGAGCAGCAUAACAUCCAUCUACAAUCACACACCUCUGGAAGUCAGAAUGUCAAACAGACAAGCAACAAGGAGGAUGUGUUUCAGUGGUGGGGGGAGUGGUCCAGUUGGUCGUCUUGUUCCAGGAGCUGUGGGGGAGGAGUGAGGAGUCAGGAGAGACACUGUCUCAUACAGAGGCUGUCCACCACCCAGAAUGUAAACAGCUCAUAUUGUGUUGGCUCUCCUAAACAGUACCAGCUCUGUCCAAACCAGCCCUGUCCCAGCCCCAGUGUGAGCUUCAAACAGCACCAGUGUUCCCAAUUCAAUUCAAAAGCCUUUGGAAGAAGAUACUUCCAGUGGAUACCUCUUUACCCAGCUGAUUACAUCAGCAUCUCCAAUAAGCCAUGUGACCUGCAGUGUACAACCAUCAGUGGUGAGCGACAGCUGCUAGUUCCGGCCCAUGACGGUACGUUCUGCCGCGAUGCCAAAUACCAUGGAGUCUGUAUAGAGGGAAUAUGUCAGCCUGUAGGUUGUGAUGGAGAGCUGUACAGCAGUAAGACAGUAGACAGAUGUGGAGUGUGUGGAGGCAACGGGACGUCUUGCAAGCGCAUCUCUGGAUCAUACAGGAAGGCACUCACACAGUUAGGCUAUGUGUUCAUUACCAACAUCCCAGCUGGAGCCUCAGACAUUCAGAUCAUAGAGAGACACAAGACUGAGAACAUUCUGGCCCUGUCAGAUGAAGCUGGUCAUUUCUUCUUCAAUGGAAACACUGUGUUUGACAAUCCUCAAAACUUCCAUGUGGCAGGAACAGUGUUUAAAUACCGACGUCCAAGCAAUGUAUUCUCUGAUGGGCUGGAGUAUAUAAUUGCCCAGGGACCAACACUUCAGGGCCUGAAUGUUAUGUACUAUAACCUGAAUGGGAAGCUGCCCCACAUCACCUAUGAGUACACCAUCCCUCACACAUCUCAUGACAUCACUGCUGCAGAAGGCAUCACCACAGGCCCCUCCCACCUCCGUCUUAACCUCACCUAUAACGAGGUAAACCAGGAUGUCAGAGGGCAUCAACUUAGAGCGACCAAUCAUAGCAGAGGGAGCGAGACAUCUGUUCAUCACUACAACACCCAUCUGGGAGCUAAUGACCAAUCAGAUGUCCAGCUGAAAGAAGACAAAGAGGAGGAGGAAGUAGUGUGGGAGAUCAGGACACCCAGCCCUCCACCCCCAGCUGCCAUGUUGGUCUACAGAGCAGCUGAUGUCACCAGUCAUGUAUUUAAUCAUAAUGAUGUGGAGGAGCAGGGACCUCCAGUACCAUCUGGCUACCGAAGUUCCUCCAACUCGAUUGAUGAGCCAUCCACUGCUGAUGACAACACUGUAGUGCUCCCUUUCCCAGGUAGUCAGAGUGUUCAUACUGCAGCCCUGCCAGAAGAUGCCUCCUACCUGCUACUGGAGGACUUACAUUACAACCAGACACACUCAAACACACACUCUGUUGAGCACACACUCACUGAUCCACAUGCAGCAGUAGAAACACAUGUGCAAAUGCUGUCUGCCACAGACACAGAAAUACACACACACCCACAGCUGGAAAUACACUCAGACUUGCUCACGGUUACUGACACACACUCCAUCACGCACACAGAAACAGAAACUGGCACACACUCACACACACACACUGCCAUCUUGGUACAGCUGCAACAGGUGCCUGCAGUCCAGGCAGCCAACACAGAGAGUAAUGACUUUGAUGUGGGUCUUGAGCCAGAUAUUAGUCUGGCAGACAUGUAUCGCUGGAAGGUUUCAGCUUAUGCUCCCUGCAGCUCAACCUGUACAACAGGUAUCACCACUAGCUAUGCCCUUUGUGUCCGAUAUGAUGGUAGCGAAGUUGAUGACAGUUACUGUGACUCUCUGACCAGACCUGAGCCUACGCAUGAGUUCUGCAGUGGGAAAGAAUGUCCUCCAAGAUGGGAGACCAGUGGCUGGAGUGAGUGCUCUCGGACCUGCGGUGAAGGCGUUCAGUAUCGUACUGUGCGCUGCUGGAAGAUGCUGUCGCCUGGUCUUGACUCAUCUGUCUAUGAUUCACUGUGUCUGUCACAUGACCUUCACAAACCAGCCAAUAGGAAGGCCUGCCUUGGCCAGAGCUGCGGGCCCCAGUGGGAGGUGUCUGAGUGGUCAGAGUGCUCGGCGCGUUGUGGCUCUCGGGGUGUCCGUUCUCGCGAGGUUCGUUGCUCCAUGGAAAUGAGACUAUGUAACAGGUCUUCUCAACCAAUAGAGAGUCAGGAAUGUGAUGGCCCACCCUGUGACAGAAGGUGGACGGUUUCUGACUGGGGACCUUGCUCCGGUGUGUGUGGAGAGGGAAGGAUGGCACGUGCAGUGACGUGUCGAUCAUCCGGUGGGGUUGUGAUGUCAGAGGAACAGUGUGAUCAAUCACUGCGCCCGCUGGCUAUCUAUCCCUGUGGCGACAGAGAUUGCGCCCCUCAUUGGGUGGAACAGGAAUGGCAACAGUGCAAUGCUACAUGUGGGCGCGGUGUGCGUCAGCGUCAGGUGGUGUGUGCUGGGCUGGAGAGUGGCGUGUUCAAAGAGUUUCCAGACAGCAGCUGCGACCGAACCAACAAACCAGAGACCAGCUCCUCCUGCUUCCAGAGACCCUGUUCCAAAUGGUUCACCACAUCCUGGUCUCAGUGCAGUAAGACCUGUGGGAGUGGUGUCCAGGUUCGAGAAGUGAAGUGUUACCAGGGGGAGGAGCUGGUAACCAGGGGCCACAGCUGUGACUCUGCCCUCAGGCCCGAAGCCAGACAGAGCUGUGAAAUCCAGAGCUGUCCGACAGAAGCACCAGCAGCAUCAGUGGCAGUAGAAGACUCCUGCCAAGACAAACCAACAGCCAACUGUGCCCUGGUCCUGAAGGUGAAACUGUGCUCCCACUGGUACUACAGAAAGGCUUGCUGCCAGUCCUGUAAGGCACCAAGACCCUGAAGUCUUAACUGUAACCUCUCACCUCAACCACUAAACACAAACCACUGGUACCAAAGGUCACAUUACAUUUAUAUUUUUAUAUUGGUGCUACACAAAAGCCUGCUGCUAGCAAUGUAAGGCCUUAUCACAUUCAUUUUAACCUUGUAACUCUUUCCCCUGUCACUGAUAUGGAAGGUCAACCUGUGGUCACUGGCUUUAUUUCCGCCCUGUCAAUGUUAUAUCUGGUUUCCUCACAGCCAGAAUUGCUUCUUAAAGUAAAUGUUUUUUGUUUUUAAUGGAGUAGUAACUCCACUACAAAAGGUUACCAAUCAAAAUUAUUGAUAAUGCUUCCUCAGAGAGUCAUCAGGAAUAUUGGUUUGCCGAUAAAAAAACAGAUCCUGCUCUGUAGGUGGAAGUUAAUCUCAAGUACUGAAAACAUAAAACAGCUCCAAACCCCUUCAUGACAGAAUGUGCAUGGCUUUAGCCCGCUCCAUCUGACCAAUGCCCAGACCAUUUACCUAGUCUGCCACUAAAUCUACUCACUGACCACCCUCUCCCCGACAAUGUGAAGAUAGAAUGGCUUUAGGACACACUGGGCUUUCACUUCAUCCAUUUCCUUAACUCCAAAAUAGAAAGAGCAAACACUCUUUGAGUCUUUAUUUCUUCCUUAUUCCCAUUCAUCUUAAUGUCACACUCACCAAGUUAAGAGGUUGCCUGUGUCCAUCACUGCAGGUCACUCCAUCCCAUUUUAACAGUGGUGCUAACUACAGUAAAUGUCUGUAAUGUAGCCAUUCACUCACUUCUUAAAGGUCCAGUGUGUAGGAUUUAGGGGAUAUAUUGGCAGAAAUGGAAUAAAAUAAGUUUUCUUUGGUGUAUAAUGACCUGAAAAUAAGUGUGUCAUUUUGUUUUCGUUACCUUAGAAUGAGCCGUUUAUAUCUACAUAGGGAGCAGGUCUUCAUGUAUGGAGAUGUGCCAUGUUGCACCGCCAUGUUCUACAGUAGCCCAGAAUGGACACACCAAACACUCGCUCCAGAAAGGGCUAUUUGCGUUUUCAGGUUGGCAGUGCAACAGUUGCACUGAUUUGCAAUGUGAAACUGCGUUAUUCAGUGUUUUUACUGGUUUUCCGUUUUGUUUUGGAGAGUAAAAGACUUCUGUAGAUAAUUCGGCUUCCGGGGACAACCUCCUGAAUGUCUGGAUCUUAUGUUAUUAGAGAAAAAAGGUGACCACUCAUUAGCAUGUGUUGGACUGGCCAACCACAGCAACAUGCCAAACAGCAUUGGAAAUACAUGGAUUUAUAAUGUGAAACUGCGUUAUUCAUUGUAUUUACUGGUUUAAGUCACCAGGAAGAGACUUCUGUGGAGAAUUCAGCUUACAGUAAAAACCUCCAUAUCAAUGAACACUGAAGGAAUUCUAGCUGGAAGAAGUUUCAGCUGGUUGCAAUCUGCAAUUCAUCACUAAAUGCCACCAAAUCCCCCCAUAUGUUACCCACUUCACCUUUAACGUUCUGUGCUUUGCUAAAAAGGGUGCAUCUAAAACACAUAAAAGCCCUGAGGCAGCUUUGUUGUAACCGUAGCAACAGACAAGGACAGACUGGACCAGGUAAAAAAAUACUGCAACUGAGCCCCCUCAGCCUGUACAUAGACGUAUACAGCCCUGUGCACAGUUUGCUCAGGUAGUACCAUUGGUGCCAUGCUGAUAUGUUAACUAUUCUCUUACUUCUGCCAUUUAAAAGUGUGUAUUUACACAACAUACAACAGACACAACACAGCCUGCUAACAUACACUGACUAAUGAAACAGUUACUCCAAACUUAACUAUUGCUCCUUUUAAAGCACAGUUCCACAAAAGAUUGUUGCUUAAUUAUUGUAACUAGGGAUGCAUGAUAUGUUUUUUUUUUCAGCAGAUACCAAUAACAGAUAAUUUCCUACUCUCAUGGCGGAAACUGAUAUGAUAAUCAAUAAUUUCACAUUUUUGUAUUUUAAGAUUUUUGGGGGGAUUUUGCCUUCAUUCAAUUGGACAGAUCAAGCUUAAAGGGGGAGAGAGAGGGGAUGACAUCCAGCAAAGGCCUGCAGCUUGGAACGGAACCUGCGGCUGCUGUGGCAAGUAUACUGCCUUUGUACAUGGGAGGGAUACCCGCUCUACCCACUGAGCUACUGGAUGCCCUACAUUUUUAUAUUUUAAAAAGAAGUUCAUAACCUGUAGUUUAUGCACAUCUGAGGGUAAGAAAGGCUAAGAUGAAGUGAGAAAAUACAGAUGAUUUAAUAUUCCAUAGCUCUGACCUAACCAAAUCUGACUUCACUAUUGUUGACACAGCAAAAAAAAAAUUGGAUUUUAGCCACUGCUCCUGUGUUUGCCAGUCUAGCUGCCAUCUAGCUCGAGCUGACGUUGAACUUAGUGUUCGCCAGUAAGGCAGUGGCACCAGGGAUGGUACUUCAGCGCUGCAUCUGACCCCCGACACAAUUAUGUUGUCUUCCACUAAAACUGUGAAAAACAUCUGCACUGGCGACAAACAUGUUUGGCUCUCGAGUUCACAUGCUCUUGCUCUUCUUCUUCUCUUUGUUUAUUGAUGGUGUAGAUGCUGCGCCAGUUAAGUCAAUGAAAGCAAUUUGGCUUUGUUUUAUUGGUUCUAUUUGUUGGCUAUAAUUUUAAUAUCGCAAUAACAAAUAAUAAUAUAAAUUUCCUAUCAACAGCUUAUAAUCUAUCGGCCCGAUAUAAAUCGUGCAUCCCUAAUUGUAAACAGCAGAUGCAUGUCAAAGCUUCAUUUUAGCUACAAAAUGGCAGCACCUCCUCACAAAGCCUCCCUUUGGAGCCACAGAAAUCUUCAUAGAACUUCUUCAUAUAUGCAGUGGUGCUCCCCAACACCUGUAAACACACUGAUGUGAAAAAAAGACUAUCAAAAAAAUAUAUGCUCCUGUAAACAUCUCAGCUGUGACAGUUCAACAAUGAAUUCAAUGAAAGUACAUCACUGGAGAUGCUUGCCUGAGAACAGAAGAAACAGCUGAGGAGCAGGAAUGUGGUUCUGAAACAACAUGGCUGCCAGUGAGAAUGGUUGGGGCCAAACUCUCAUGUAUCCAAAACACUGUGUUCACCUGACUGUUACUGUCCGUGUUGUUUACCUGUUGUUCCAGCAGUCACAAAGCUGCUGCUGUUGUUGUUUGUGCUUACUGUGUCACACAUAAAGAAUAAAAAUGAGCUAUA